Molecule: messenger RNA, 561 nt
Organism: Lachancea mirantina
Lineage: Eukaryota; Fungi; Ascomycota; Saccharomycetes; Saccharomycetales; Saccharomycetaceae
Source: the annotation of a GenBank genome assembly
AUGGGUAUUGAUCACACUUCCAAGCAGCACCAGAGAUCUGGUCACAGAACCGCUCCAAAGUCCGACAAUGUCUACUUGAAAUUGUUGGUCAAGCUUUACACCUUCUUGGCUCGUCGUACCGACGCUCCAUUCAACAAGGUUGUCUUGAAGUCUUUGUUCUUGUCUAAGAUCAACAGACCUCCUGUUUCCGUCUCUAGAAUAGCUAGAGCUUUGCAACAAAAGGGUGCCGCUAACAAGAUUGUUGUCGUUGUUGGUACCGUUACGGAAGACGCCAGACUUUUCGAAUUCCCAAAGACCACUGUCGCUGCUUUGAGAUUCACCGCCGGUGCCAGAGCCAGAAUCUUGAAGGCUGGUGGUGAGGCUAUCACUCUAGACCAAUUGGCCGUCAAAGCUCCAAAGGGUCAAAACACUUUAAUCAUCAGAGGUUCCAGAAACGCCAGAGAAGCCGUCAGACACUUCGGUUUCGGUCCUCACAAGCGUAAGGCUCCAAGAAUCCAGUCUACUGGUAGAAAGUUUGAGAGAGGUAGAGGUAGAAGAAAGUCUAAGGCUUUCAAAGUGUAA